This is a messenger RNA of Tricharina praecox, 910 nucleotides long. RefSeq names its product 60S ribosomal protein L31. The transcript is spliced from 4 exons. The record is from RefSeq and is a predicted model, not a curated record. Gene Ontology annotation, cellular component: ribosome; cytosolic large ribosomal subunit. Gene Ontology annotation, biological process: cytoplasmic translation. Gene Ontology annotation, molecular function: structural constituent of ribosome. NCBI's taxonomy places the organism in Eukaryota, Fungi, Ascomycota, Pezizomycetes, Pezizales, Pyronemataceae. The coding region runs from base 119 to 487 and encodes 122 amino acids.
CCGCCCGCGAUAUUCGCGAAAGGCCGACCGACCCGUACUAACCAGCUAUCGCGACCCAGCAAAUCAACGAGACGACGACCGACCGACUCCACGACAGCCGCCGAAAAAAUCCCUAGAAAUGGCCCCCCCUAAGACCACCAAGCCCGGACGGUCCGCUCUCGCCGAUGUCGUCGCCCGCGAGUACACCAUCCACCUCCACAAGCGCAUCUUCGGUGCUUCGUUCAAGAAGAGGGCCCCCCUCGCCAUCAAGGAGAUCAAGUCCUUUGCCAAGACCGCCAUGGGCACUGAGGAUGUGCGUCUCGACCCCCAGCUCAACAAGGAGGUCUGGAAGCAGGGAAUCAAAGGCGUUCCUUACAGACUCCGCAUCCGCAUCUCGCGCAAGCGUAACGACGAGGAGGGUGCCAAGAACAAGCUGUUUUCGUACGUCCAGGCCGUGAACGUCAAGAACCCCAAGGGUCUUCACACCGUGGUGGUCGACGACGCAUAAAUGGGAGUCGCUGGGGGACGGGGGUUUCCACCAUUUUCACCUUUGUAUUCAAACCAAUGCAAAAGUUUACGGGGUACCAUCAUCUUCUUUCGGUGUAAUUCGGGUUGGUGUUUUCUUUGGGGAUACAUUUUUUUCUUUUUUUCGGGGACAUUCUCGAUGGGAGGAUGCUGGGCAGGCAGGCACUGUGGUGGGGAGUUAUUGAGUUCUUUCUGGAGGGCUUCCAAAUUGCAGCAGAACCUGCCGGUCAAGUGCGCGAUAGGCCUCUCUCGCGAGCAACACACGACACAACACAAUCAAUGCUCAAUGUUCGAUGCUCACGAUCAAUGCGCGAUGCGUGCUGCUUGCUCGAUGCCUCAAUCGCGGCUUCCCUGCGGGAGCAGCAGCUAGGCGAGCAUCAAAUGAGAUACUCCCCAUGAUUCUUCC